AUGAAAUCAGUUUGGCAUGAUCCUAAUGAUGAGCUUCGAACUCCGGUUCCAAGUUGUCCAAACUGCAGAAGGAAAGAGGCUCAGAAGUCGAACAAGGAGAGAGAAUUGAGGUCACCAACAAGUAAUAGAACUGCAAAAGAGAGGAAAUCACGAGGAGAAUCGGGAGCUUUCGAGACGAGAAGGAAAUGCAGGUAUGUUUCUCCGGUUGGUGCGAGAAAUCCCGGCCUGAAAACGAUUGAGGAAGAAGGACUCAACUUGGAAAACAGUGAAGAACACUCCGAAGAAAACACGGGUUUUCAUUGUAAAGUUAUGAAAGAGCUGAAGAUGAAAGAGGUGAAGUCAAGGAAUGAGAAACAAAGGAAGUCUGUGUAUUUAAGCAGAGAAGAGCAGCAGAGGAAGAGAACAAAGCAGAUUAACAAAGCAAGAGCUUAUUCUCCGAGAACCGCCUCGAGGCUUGAAGUAUGCAAGGUUAAGGCUCUUGAGGACAUGAAGAAAGCCAAGUUGAAGAUGAAGAGGAAGAAGAAGAAGAAGGAGGUCAAGGAGAGAGGAACAGUUGAGCAGUCAAAGACAGGGUUGGACAGCUUUGCAGUGGUGAAGAGUUCAUUUGACCCUCAAAAAGACUUCAAAGAUUCAAUGGUUGAAAUGAUUGUGGAGAAGAAGAUGAGCAAGCCGGAGGAGCUCGAAGAACUCUUGGCUUGUUAUCUGACAUUGAAUUCUGAUGAAUACCAUGAUAUGAUCAUCAAGGUGUUCAGACAGGUAUGGUUUGAGUUGGGUCAGUCUUGUUUUAGUUCUGAAUUACAGAACGAACAAAUUUCUAGCGACUAAUUAAUUUAUGUUUUAGUUGAUUAUAUAAGCAACAUGAAAUCAACAUUGUAUAUAGGUACU
Morus notabilis is the source of this 885-nucleotide messenger RNA. Its product is annotated as transcription repressor OFP5. Gene Ontology annotation, biological process: negative regulation of DNA-templated transcription. The coding region runs from base 1 to 825 and encodes 274 amino acids. Lineage: Eukaryota; Viridiplantae; Streptophyta; Magnoliopsida; Rosales; Moraceae. The record is from RefSeq and is a predicted model, not a curated record. The transcript has a single exon.